Molecule: messenger RNA, 1171 nt
Organism: Eurytemora carolleeae
Lineage: Eukaryota; Metazoa; Arthropoda; Copepoda; Calanoida; Temoridae
Exons: 4
Coding region: 605-1144 (179 amino acids)
Source: RefSeq, a predicted model, not a curated record
GUUGUAUUGCGACCAAUGGUCAUGAUCUGUUUGAUAGUAGUCCCAAAAGAUCCCCUGUUGGAAUCUGGACGGCCCCUGGAUAAGGUCAUGUUUUCUGUGUCUCUGUAUACAAUAAACUUUAAUUAAAACCCGGUUAUAUUUAUCAAAUAAAUAAUAGACUCAAGAGAUAGUGUACAGUUUUUACCUCAGUUUAAACCAACUCUCCUUAUUUACUAUAUAUAUAUAUAUAUAUAUAUUUAGUAAAUAAGGAAGAAAGUCAAGGGAUAGUGUACAUUGUACAGUUUAUAUAUCUGUUUAAACCAACUCUUGUUUCAAGUCACUUAAACUAGUUCUCAGUUUUAUUUUUGUCCGGCAUUGUAGCUUAAAUGCGCAUGAAAGCGAACAAGUAUAUUUGUCAGAAUAAAAUGAUUUGUGACAAAAUAGUAAACAAUAAAUAUUGAUAGUUUGGAUUCGUUAGGGUUACAUUAAGGUAUAAUUACUUGUUGUUCCUGGUUUGCCUUGUGUUAUAUAUGUUAUACUGAGUGUCCCAUAUCACAUCUGAUUAUUCUUUGAUUUAUGAAAAACCUAACUUACCUAUUAAUUGUAUGUAAAUCUAAAUACAUAAAUGGUUUAUCGUUCUAUAUUAUAUUAUAAUGGAAUGUUUUCCUUUUUUAGAUUUAAAAUAAAUUCUUUCUACAUAACUGAUCUGUCAAUUAUGAGUGUUACAGAGAAGAUCAAGAGUUACAGUCUGCCUCGUAGAUACCAAACCCAAAAAUGUCACCCACCCGGAAGAAUUUUAUUUGGGACCAUUACUCAGUCAGUCCAUCAGAUUCAGACCAGGGCUCCUUCGAAACCUCUUCGUGUGACAGCCUCUUACUUCAGAGCAAGUCCAUUCUUUCUUUUCCACAUAAUCUUCAGGGGGAUUUCUUUAGGGUUGGUAUUCUCCCUGGUCCCAGGUUGGGUUGGAGUUAUAACGAUUCUGCUCCUGCUUGGUUCGAACCUGUUCCAGCUGAUAUAUGUUUGUAGCUUAUCCUUGCAUCAAGCUCUUAUAUCCAGUCUAGUAUCUAUACUCACUCCUUCCAUAUUUCCGGGAAGGAAACCAUUAUCAUUCGACCUGGUGGCCAAAUAUCAGAUAGUCAACUCAUUGGUAGUUACAGGUAUAUAGUGGCCAAAUACCAGAUAGUCAACUCAU